Messenger RNA from Aspergillus clavatus NRRL 1, 2355 nucleotides. Its product is annotated as Golgi transport complex subunit COG3. Lineage: Eukaryota; Fungi; Ascomycota; Eurotiomycetes; Eurotiales; Aspergillaceae. The transcript has 4 exons. The record is from RefSeq and is a predicted model, not a curated record. Gene Ontology annotation, cellular component: cis-Golgi network; membrane; COG complex. Gene Ontology annotation, biological process: Golgi organization; cytoplasm to vacuole targeting by the Cvt pathway; intra-Golgi vesicle-mediated transport. The coding region runs from base 1 to 2355 and encodes 784 amino acids.
AUGCCUCGUUCAGCUGCGGGACAGCGAGCACGACGGCAGACUGCGCCGUCAGGUCCACCCAAAGAAUUCAAGGUUCAGAACAUAGAGGUUGUUGAAGCAGUAUCCGAGGGCAUAGAGUCUAUCACCGAUAUUAAAAAUGAGCUUGAUUUCAUCCAAUGGUAUAAUGAAGUGGAAGACGGUCUUCUCGAGAGCAGCUAUGAUGAGUAUCAAUCCUGUCUUCAAGAGCUUCAAAUGUCAAAAUCGCACCUGGAUUCGCUUUUAUCGGAUACAUCCUCCACUCUCGACCUCCUAGCCAGCUUAUCCGAAUCCUUCAAGGCCGUGGAAGCUCAGACUUCUAACUUCCAGAAACAGUGUGAAGGGCUGCUGUCUGCUCAGAAUCGCGAUACGGAACUAGCUGCAGACAUACAAGAGAACCUCGAAUACUAUGACUUCCUGGACCCUGCCUCCCGGAGGCUCAACGCCCCUGGCGCUGGGAAUACUGUUCGGGGGCAGGAUUUCUCAGACAUGCUCAGGCGGCUUGACGAGUGCCUGGACUAUAUGGAGACUCAUCCCGAACAAAAAGAAGCUAGCGUAUAUCGAUCUAGGUACAGGCUACUGAUGACACGGGCUCUGACAUUGAUUCGAGGGCACUUUGUCUCUGCGCUUCGAGAUACAUACAAUAGCGUCUCAAAAAAAGUUGCAGAUCAACAACAGAAUGACACGACCAUGUCUGCUCUGUUAUAUGCUAAAUUCCGGGUUGGUGCGCCUGAACUGAAACAAAUCGGCCUCGAGAUACAGAAAAGAGCUGUGCCACCACUAGAUCCUGAGCAAGGCAAUGAAGCCGAAUAUCAAAGCCUCCUGAACGAACUUCACGCGAACUUUUCAGCCACGCGAGGUAAAUUGAUUGUACCGCUAGUGCGCAAAAAGCUCUACGAUAUCGCACAGGCUCCCAGUACCUCGAAGGACUUGGUUGCUUUUGCUCGCGCGAGCAUCAGCUACGUUCGCGGCGUGUGCUUGGAUGAGUUUGAGCUAUGGGGAGAAUGGUUCCACGGCCAAGGAGGAUUGUAUGAUUUCCUCGAGACGGUCUGUGAGCCCCUGUAUGACCAUUUGCAACCCCGAAUCAUCCAUGAGGACAAGAUCAUCAACCUCUGUCAACUCUGCACGCUUUUGCAGACGCGUUAUCUCCUUGAUCAGGAUGAGGAGGUUGAACAGCCUGACACUAACCAAUUGGAUUUCUCCUUACUGAUACAGCCUGUUCUGGAAGAUGUUCAAACUCGCUUGGUCUUCCGUGCGCAAGCAUUUCUGCGCGACGAGAUUGAACGUUUCAAGCCUCGACCGGAAGACCUUGAUUACCCUGCACGCAACAAAGGGGUUUCGAUCACGGUCACAGAGAACCAGAUCUCAGGCAGAAAGGUCGCGCCAGUUGAAGCCUCAUUGAGCUUGGCAAAGGCAUCUAAGCAGCCGGAGGAUGACUCUGAGUCCGGUUUAGAACACGAUUCCAAGUGGGAUUCCGAAUCACAAGCCGCUCUGACUGGAUGGUAUCCCACACUCCGCAAAGCCAUCUGGCUUCUUAGCAGGAUAUACCGGCUCGUGAAUUCGACCGUGUUCGACGACCUAGCCCAUCAAAUCGUCCACCAAACGACCCUCUCCCUCCACCAAGCGAGCAUGCAGAUCACAACCACCAAGUCACCCGCAGAUGGGAGCCUGUUCCUCAUGAGCCACCUGCUCAUCCUCAAGCAACAAAUUGUCGCCUUCGACAUCGAAUACGUCGCACCGGAAGUCUCACUCGAUUUCUCCGCCAUGACCAAUACCUUCUGGGAGCUCCGCGAGCGAGGCGGACUCUUCAACCCGCGCAACCUCAUGCGCCUCGUCGGCCACGGCCUUAUCCCGCGCGUCGUCGAGAACAUGCUCGAUGCCAAGGUCGAGCUCGACGGCCGCCUACGCACCGUCAUCAACGACUUCAUCAGCGAGUUCGCCGCCAAAAUGACCGCCUCACUGCCCGCCAAGUUCGUCGACAAACGCAACCUGCAGCAGGGCGAACUCAUCCACCCCACCUGCCGCACCAUCGAGAAGGAGGUCCCCGACCUCCGGCGCAUCCUCGGCGAUUACCUCGACGAUCCCCGCAUGAAGGAGACGCUCGUCGGCGCGGUGCAGGAUCGCGUCAUCCAGAUCUACGAGGACUUUUUCGAGCGGUAUACGUCGUCGGAGAAGAGUAAGGGGCAGCCGGUCUCGAAGAGGGGCAAGGGACGCGAGGAUGCGGUGUGGGACGUGGAGACGUUCGCGGAGUGGUGCGAGAAUAUCUUCCGGGUCGGUAUUCCCGAGCACGAGGACGACGAGAUGUCAAGCAGAAGUCCGAGUCGAAGCGGGAGUUUGUAA